CGAGGUCAAAUCAUCAUGGCAGACAUCACCUGAACGAGGUCACUUCAGGAUGCUAGCAAAAUUAAUAAAAAAUUAACAAGAGUCAAAAGGUCGAAGAUGAGCAGUUCUUCCCUUUUAUCCCAAGCAUUCAUUGCUACAUCUAAAGGAGACAAUGCCAGUGAAUGGCCUGAAGAUGCACAGAUUUACCAACCUCUUCUAGGUCAAAUGACUUUACCUGAGCAAGCAAAAUGCUAUGGAAUUGAGGCUCUUCUCAGACUUCAAAACCUGAAAUAUGAUUUGGUGAUGAGAUCAAAUGCAGAAUAUAUUUCUCCAUCAGGAAAGGUACCCUUAUUGCGAAUAGAUGAUGAGGUAGUUUCAGAAGAGUCAAUUCUUUCUUGGCUGCAGAAGAAGGGAUUCUCUCUGAUGAAUCAGUUACCUGACAGUCAAAAGCUACAAGUGAAGGCCUUGAUUUCUCUGUUUGAAACAGUACUUGUGCCUGCAGAGUUGUAUUGCACUUGGCUUGACACUGGAAAUACCAAAGAGACAAAGGCUACAUAUGGAUCUGUGUAUCCCCAGCCAUUAAAAUAUCUACUUACACAUAAAAAGGAAGCAGCAGUCAAAUCAUUAUUGAAGGCAAGGGGAUGGGAUAAAAAGACAAAGGAAGAUGUUGAGAAGGAACUAAUAACAGUUCUCAGUGUGGCAUCAGUGAAACUGGAUCAGAAUGUAUUUCUUACUGGAGACCAUGCGACUGAAGCAGAUGCUAUCCUCUUUGGUCAUCUUCAAGCUAUUUUGGCAACAAAGCAAAGCAGCAAAUUGUUAGUACAUGCCUUGGAGGAUUUUCCUCAACUUGUUAGAUAUUGUGUUACCAUAGGUAAAUUAUGCGGCUUUGCUUCAUAGCAAAUCAAAGGGCUGUUGAUAAUUUUUCUUUGUAAAAAGUUAUAUUCUUAUAGCCAAUUUUAAAAUUAAUAAAUUCUAUCUUAAAUAUGGUUCUGUUUCUUUGGUUUGUUCCCUUAAAGAAUCAUUCAGCUUCAAACUAAUCAACAUAACGUAUUUUACAACAAUUAAUUAUGUAACAGAUAUGAUUAUUAUAAUGACUGCCAUAGCCAUUACAAUAACAUCAUCUGG
Messenger RNA from Rhopilema esculentum, 1104 nucleotides. RefSeq names its product metaxin-2. The record is from RefSeq and is a predicted model, not a curated record. Gene Ontology annotation, biological process: mitochondrion organization. Gene Ontology annotation, cellular component: SAM complex; cytoplasm. NCBI's taxonomy places the organism in Eukaryota, Metazoa, Cnidaria, Scyphozoa, Rhizostomeae, Rhizostomatidae.